Messenger RNA from Myripristis murdjan (pinecone soldierfish), 1433 nucleotides. It is a transcript of the gene hmgb2a, whose product is annotated as high mobility group box 2a. The record is from RefSeq and is a predicted model, not a curated record. Bases 162 to 812 code for a protein of 216 amino acids. Gene Ontology annotation, biological process: regulation of transcription by RNA polymerase II. Lineage: Eukaryota; Metazoa; Chordata; Actinopteri; Holocentriformes; Holocentridae. The transcript has 5 exons.
AAUUUAAAUCCUCAGAGCUGACCAAUACGCUGCUGAGGGGGAGGAGCUGCGGACAGCCUCGUCAAGCUAGUUUGGUACGCAGGCGGUGACAAAACAGUGAGUUUUCUGUUUUCCACUCACUUGUUGUAAGCGGUGCUGCUGGUAAUAGAUACAUUGCAGCCAUGGUAAAGGAUCCAAACAAGCCCAGAGGAAAGACUUCCUCUUAUGCUUACUUUGUUCAGACAUGCCGUGAAGAACACAAAAAGAAGCACCCAGGGACUUCUGUGAACUUUGCAGAGUUCUCCAAGAAAUGCUCUGAAAAAUGGAAGUCAAUGGGACCCAAAGAGAAGGAGAAGUUUGAAGUCAUGGCCAAACAAGACAAGAAGCGCUAUGACGAAGAGAUGAGAUCAUAUGUCCCUCCUAAGGGUGCCAGGCGGCAGAAGAAGAAAAAGGACCCCAAUGCCCCCAAGAGGCCACCGUCUGCUUUCUUUGUUUUCUGCUCUGACCAUCGCCAGAAGAUUAAGAGUGAGAACCCAGGUAUUUCCAUUGGAGACAUCGCUAAGAAGCUGGGUGACCUGUGGGCAAAACAAAGCUCUAAAGACAAGGCUCCCUAUGAGGCUAAGGCUGGCAAGCUCAAGGAGAAAUAUGAGAAGGACAUGGCUGCCUACCGGGCUAAAGGUGGUUCAGCAAAAAGUGAUGGAAAGAAGAGUGGGCCAGGUCGGCCUGCAGGGAAGAAGGCAGCACCAGCUGAGGAAGAUGACGAUGAUGACGAUGAGGAAGAUGAUGAUGAAGAGGAAGAAGAUGAUGAUGACGAUGAAGAUGAUGAUGAGUAGAGAAGGAGAUCUAGUGCUUUGAUAUACAAAAUAAGGAUGUGAAACCUGCAAUGCAAUCCUUCUACCUACUCAUGUUUGUAUUGACAUGGAUGGUUCUUUGUGUAGGCUGCUGUCUUUUUUUUUUGUUUGUUUGUUGUGUUUUUUUUUUUCUUUUUAGAAUACCAAACUGGUUUUCCUUACAUUCAGGGAUUUUUUUUUUCUUUUUCAUCCUCCCUCCCUUCCAGGUAUUGUUCCCACAAUUCAGGUGAUCAUUGACUGCAUUUCCACAUACACAAAAGUAUGUUAUGGGUCACAUCUUGACCUUCAUUUAAAAUGUACCUGUUUUGAUGACUGAGGUUCAGAUAAGUUAGAAACAAUUUUGUGUGAAGAGUUUGAAACUGUUCGGACAGCAGCAGACUGUAAAGUUUUAAAUUUUUAUUUGAAGCACUGCUUAUGUUUCUGUUAGUGGUGGUGCUUAUUUCUCGUCAUUGUCUACACUGCCGUUUUACUACCAUGAAUGGUCUAGAGUUAAAUAAAAAUUUCAGUCAUUUUAAUGUGGAGCUUUAAAAACUUUCCAUGUAGAAUGAAUUGCCAUGUUUUGUUUUGGGUUUUUUUGUAUUAAAAUUUUGUAUAUUAUGGUUA